This is a messenger RNA of Venustampulla echinocandica, 339 nucleotides long. RefSeq lists its product as uncharacterized. The transcript has a single exon. NCBI's taxonomy places the organism in Eukaryota, Fungi, Ascomycota, Leotiomycetes, Helotiales, Pleuroascaceae. Bases 1 to 339 code for a protein of 112 amino acids. The record is from RefSeq and is a predicted model, not a curated record.
AUGGGAAUGGGCAUCCGUGAUGAGGCUCCAUAUAACAUGCAAGGACCCCUUCGCUCUCGAAUAUGCCAGCACAGCGGCCCUCGUACCAGAUCCCCACAAAAUCAAGACAUGUACGACAGAGAUCUGAUCAGUGCGACCUGCCUCGUCCCAGUCCCCGGUGCACUAGAAAGUCUCCGUUACACGCAUGCGCAGCCUUGCAGCCCGGACACGCCCCCGAGUGGCCGCCCCAGAACAUCCACCGCACAUCUGGAAAUCAGAUACGGGCCGCCAUGCGAGGCGGACGCGUUGAACCGGAAGUCUGGAUCUCUCCCCGGGGCGGACGGCCUCGGAGGCGCUUAA